AUGGUUUUUUUGUGUUUUUUGCACUUGGCCACUGCGCCAACGGGUGGGGGGGGGGGGGGGGGGGGGGCCGAGGGGGGGGGGGGGGGGGGGGUGUGGGGGGGGGGAUUGCGUAUCCUGUAUGGGUGCCUCCAUGCUGAGGCUGGUGUUGCCAAUACAUUCCCGUGGAUCGCCUUCUCUGAGCCGAAGAGUUAUGCACCGUACCUGUACGCUGAUAUAAAUAAAGGGGGGGGGGAGGGGGUUGGGCGAGGUAUUAGAGGGGGGGGGGGGUGGGUUUGGGGGUGGGGGGGGGGGGGGGGGCGGGUGCGUGCUGGGGUGGAGAAUCAGGAUAGGGGAAGGGGGGGGGGGGGGGGGGCGGGGGGGGGGGGGGGGGGGGGGGGGGGACCCGGGGGGAAGGGUAGGGGGGGUUUAGGACGGGUGUAA
This is a messenger RNA of Dicrocoelium dendriticum, 420 nucleotides long. The record is from the annotation of a GenBank genome assembly. NCBI's taxonomy places the organism in Eukaryota, Metazoa, Platyhelminthes, Trematoda, Plagiorchiida, Dicrocoeliidae.